AUUGUGUGGCCUAGUAGCUAGCGUACCCCGCCUACUUUCAUUGACGAUCCUACGCGGGCGUCAAAGAUAUCGUAAUUUUUUUUUUUUCAAAAGUUGCAAAUGAUUGACUAUAAUCAAUCUCGGCAAACGUAACUUUAUUGCGGGCUCAGAUGCCCAUUAAAGUAGAAAUCAUAAGGUGUUCAGUAGAAGUAGAAUCACCUGCAAACUGGACGUGAUGACCCUGCAUGCAAUCGAUCAAUUCGUGAGUAUUGUAACCUCAUCCAUUCUGCGCACCCGGCAGCCAGCAUUUCAGUGGGCCCGGCCCCUCUACUACUCUUCCAGCCACUAAAUUGUGAAAACCAAAAAAUGGAAACCAAAAUGGCUGUAAGGAAUCAGCAGAUCCCUACAAAUCCUUUACCCACCGACAGUUUCAGUGUACGCUGUGAAAAAUAUUUCUCCGAGCUGAAUCGAUGGGAAGUGUGGCGAUCUAUUUUUCUUGGACAAUUUUUAUCAGUACUCCUGUGCACCAGUGCUGUAAUCAGCCAGUUACUUUAUGCAAAUUACGGGGUUGCUGCACCCACUGCCCAGUGCUUCCUCAAUUAUGUCUUGCUGUGUCUAGUGUUCACCACAACUUUAGCAUGUCGACCAGGAGAAGGAGGAUUGUUGAGUGUGUUGAGAAAAAGAGGACUCAAAUAUUUCUUCCUUGCAAUAGCUGAUGUAGAAGCCAACUAUUUAGUUGUUCAAGCAUAUCAGUACACCACUCUAAGAAGUGCUCAACUAUUGGAUUGCUUUGCAAUUCCCGCAGUAUUAGUGCUUAGCAGAACUGUUCUCAAAGUCAGAUAUCAAAUUAUACACGUAAUUGGAGUCAAAGUCUGCCUAGUAGGAAUAUUCUGCCUAGUCUGGGCUAUCCCAGAUGAAAAUAAUGAGACAGCAAAAGACAGAUUAAUUGGUAAUUCAAUUAUACCUAUUUUCAAAAUUGUAUUCCUACUUAUAAUAUUUUUGGUUCUAGGUGACUUGAUGUGCAUUGGAGGGGCCCUCUUGUAUGGAAUAAUAAUAAUAGCUGAAGAAUAUGUCGUGAAAACAAUUGAUUGUGUUGAAUUUCUAGCUAUGAUUGGUUUAUUUGGAAGUGUAAUCAAUGGCAUACAGUUAGCUGCUUUGGAACAUGAACAAGUUGCUAGCAUUGACUGGUCCGAGUGGAGAGUUAUCGUUCUGUUAGCGGCAUUUACUCUUACCCUAUUUACCUACUACACAAUCACACCGAUCGUUAUGAAGGUGACAAGUGCUAUGGCAAUCAACCUGUCGCUUCUCACGGCCGAUUUCUACACGCUUGUUAUUGGAGUGCUUUUGUUUCAGUUUAAAUACGAUGUGAUGUACGCACUAUCCUAUGCUCUGGUAGUGGCUGGAGUAGUGAUAUUCUGCUCACGAUCAGCGCCCAUUUAUUCGCAAACUUUUGGUCCAAGGUUAACUUUGCCGCGUACUAUCACGACAACUACUACAACGACCAAUAUGAGCUCACACAACUCAAGCCACGACAUGCAGUUCAAUAUGCAAAGCUUAAGUUGUCCGCCUCCUCCACCACCGCCUGUUGUCCGUUCCGGAAUUCCCGCUCAGACUUCUAUACCCUUGCCCGUUUACUGUCACAGUGCCGAAGCUACAUAUGGAACCUAUAGAAGGAGACGUCCUGGCAGUGCAGUGAAAGAGAAUGAAGAAUAUUAUCAGGUUUCCAGAAACCCAGGUCUUCAUGGAAGUCAGGUAGAAGAGUUGACGACUUCCUUCGAUGGACGGGAUUCAACUCCUACCCCCGUUAGCGUGCGAACUGGAUUAGAGUCAACUCCUGCUCCUGAACGAAUGCUUUUAGGUGGACGAGAACCUUGUCCGCAGCCGCUUCCUCAGCAACAGCCGUUGCGUCCCCUACCAUCGCUUGAUAGUACUUUCACUCAGACAGUGAAACUCAAACUACCCCCUAGUCCUAAUAUAGGAGGAUCGGGAAUGCUGCAUUCCAAUCGAAUGCAACAACUUCCUCACUGCACUCUUCCAAGGUCACGUGGGCACAAAGAAGUUACUUUUAAUCCCCAAGCAACGUUCCAGGUAUACAGGAGGCCGAGUGCGUGUUACGAUGGAGAUGAACAACUUUAAUUCUAGUCAAAGAACCCGAGCAGAAUAUAGCUGGGGGCUACUUCACGCGCAAUAAAACUUGUCAUUUUUCUCUUCCGCCACUGCCAUAACAUUUUGGGGGAAUAUGUUUUAUACUACCCAACAACUUGUUUUGUUAAAAAAAAAAGAAAAAGAAAAAAAAAAAAAAUGGAAAAAAAAGCCAACCUUCCCACUGUCGAAAUAAUUCUUGUUUUGGAUUAUACCAUCCAAUCUCACUCUUCUUGUCUGUGGCGUUUUUGGUGGAAUGUUCCGCGGUACUUAUUGCAGUAUCAUAUCCUCUUUGAACCUGAUGUCUUGAUGAAUUAUGAAAUGUUUUCAUCAAUUGUUGAUGUAUUAUCAACAUUGACUUCCAUAAUCGGGAUAAUCCCCGCAGUUUCAAUUUCACUUUUGGGUUUUUGUCACAUCUGUAAAGAGUAACCUCGAGUCUAUCGUCGUUCGGUUUGUAAAUUAAAAAUCGUAAAUUAUUGCAUACUAAGCUACCAACAUCCGAGCUAUUUCUGUUAUUUAAUUUUUUUCUAGUCACUGUACCAGUCUCACUUCAGUUAUUUGCUACAAAAAAAAAUACACAUCUGUUGUUACCGA
Messenger RNA from Daphnia pulex (common water flea), 2715 nucleotides. Its product is annotated as solute carrier family 35 member F2-like. Bases 346 to 2115 code for a protein of 589 amino acids. The record is from RefSeq and is a predicted model, not a curated record. Gene Ontology annotation, cellular component: membrane. NCBI's taxonomy places the organism in Eukaryota, Metazoa, Arthropoda, Branchiopoda, Diplostraca, Daphniidae. Gene Ontology annotation, molecular function: transmembrane transporter activity. Gene Ontology annotation, biological process: transmembrane transport. The transcript has 9 exons.